AUGGACAAAAUCUCCCUUCACUCAUCGUCCAUACAAGAGCGACGCAGACUAUUCGAAGACAUAGAAGCCACCAUAGGCCAAUUAGCGCAAAAAGGUGAAAAUGUCGACAAUCAGGCCAUGUAUCAAAAGGUUCUUUCGAAAUUUCCGGUCGGGAUCCAACGUAAAGUUCUUCACAAAAAGAUCACUGCUCCCGACGAAGCCUUCACCAUGCAGCAGCUUCUAAAAUAUUUUGAAGUGGUUAUAACCAGCGAGGAACAGGUAUGUCGCCAGACCAGCGCAACACCUCCUCGAGAUACUGUUAGCUUCGACAACAAAGACAAACACUGGAAGCCGCCGACAACAAGGCUCCUGUGCAUGUAUUGUAAAGGCGACCAUAAACCACGUCGGACAAGUGACACCAGCCAAAGACAAAAGUUUCACGAAAUCUAG
This is a messenger RNA of Angiostrongylus costaricensis, 429 nucleotides long. The record is from the annotation of a GenBank genome assembly. NCBI's taxonomy places the organism in Eukaryota, Metazoa, Nematoda, Chromadorea, Rhabditida, Metastrongylidae.